AGGAGAAGAAGAAUAAGAAGUAAACGAAGGGGAGUAGAAGAAGUAGAAGGACAAACAAGAAGAAGAAGAAGAAGAAGAAAGAGCAGCGACGGAGCAGAGAUGAGAGAACUCAGCGGCUGUAUGCUACAGCAGAGGACUGGAGCCAUGUUGACUGCUGUCCUGCUGAGCUGCUGUCAUUGAUCGGGUCACAGUAGAAGUCAGUGCACGUCUUGCAGCACCGUCAUGUGUCUGAACCGACUGUUAUUCUGGCCUCAUGUGAUGUUUGCUGUCAGCCACACUGCAGCAGCUAAAUACAAGUACACCAGGCCUGCUGAUGGACCAGCUGCGGAGGCCAUGAGACGGGCAGCAUCAGCGAUGUCUGUCAAGUUCCUCCUGCGACACGCCUUCAGGUUGGAGAGGAAACAUGUGGCCACGCAUUUAGUCCAGCAGAGGGCUUUGUCAGAGGCAGAUGCUGUCAAUGCACUCAGACCAUUUUAUUUUGCAGUCCAUCCUGACUUUUUCGGUCAACAUCCUAGGGAACGGGAAGUGAAUGAGAAUUCAUUAAAGAGGCUGAAUGGCUAUCUGGACAACCUGCAGAAGCCUGGCCCACGCUCAGUUCAGCCAAUGAAGCUUACCUUUUAUGUCAGGGACACUAAGGACAGCAGUGAUGUGCAGCCAGACCUCUUCACCUCAGGGUUCCGCUCUGUGAGUUUCACCCUGCAAACAAAUGAUGUCUUGGGCACAGUGAUGAAUGUCUUGAAGUCCUGCAGCCUGCCCAUGGAACAUAUGAGGGGAAUGAAAGCCGGUGCAGAGACAUCUGGAAGUCCACCUGAGGCCGGAGUGCCUUUCUACAGACCUAUCAAAUGGGAUAAGAGUUACUACACCUUCACUGGCUUCAGAGACCCUGAGGAGGAGCUGCAGCAGGCCAGGAGAGUGGAGCUUACACUCAGCUCGUGGCUGAGAAACAAUGAGCCCAUGGCGACAAAGAAGCACGGUGCAAGUCUUCCUCGGAGGGAAGAGCUAGACAGACUGAAGAAGGAGCUGUGUCACAAAUUUGAUCUGGAUGAUAUCAGGUGGCAGCGAAGCUGGGGAGUGGCCCACAGGUGCUGUCAGCUUCAGAGUCUGAGCCGACUGUCUCAGCAGAACCCCGAAGCCCUGAUCCACCUGCAAGGGCACACCGUUGUGUUUGCUGACCAGUCAGGAAUGAACGCCUCUGGACAUGUCAUGCUAGGAACCAUGGAUGUUCAUCAUCAGUGGACCAAAGUGUUUGAGCAGCUGUCCAGCUAUCGCAGCCUGCAGCAGCAGACAGACUGGCUGAAAGAAAGGAUCAGCCUUCUCCUGGGCGGAACUCAGGUAAUCCACGUGGAGAGGCUGGCACCAGUCAGGCCCAUCGCUGAGCACUACAGCACCCUGAGCACCUUCUACAGGAGCCUCAUGUCCAGCCCCCUUCGCCUGCACCCCAGGAGCCUGCAGGGGACCACCAUGUUGUUGGAGAAUGACCGCUCUAACCCCAGUCUCCAUGAGUUGGGGCACUUCAUUAUCCCCACCAACUGUGACCCUCCAAAGCUGCUGGUCUUCCUCCAGAGCCACGCCUCCGAGGCCAGACAGCGCACCCAACGCAAAAUACAGCUGCAGGUGGAGGAGGAGGCUGUUAUGAAGCUGUGUCUCCAAAAUCUGUCUUUGAGGAGCCUGUCCAAGGAGCCCAGCAUCAGCUCCAGUCAGAUGGUCCAGUGCUGUAAACGACUGGUGGAACAGCGUUACCCCCUCUUGCAGGGCCUCCACAUCUGUGUGUCUCACUUCUACUCUGUCAUGCAGGACGGAGACAUGUGUGUCCCCUGGGACUGGAAGAGCUGAGUUGAGGGACAUGGUCCCCAGCUGCAGGGUUCCCAGGCAGUCCAAGUGUUGGAAGUUUAAUAUAAUUCAGCCAGCAAAUGGGCCCAUUAGACAGGAUCGUCUGUUAGAUAGCAGGUGGUCACAACAGAUUUAAAGUGUGUAGUUCUCAUGUUAAACCUUUUGGAGACAAAAAUGUUGAGUUCUUCAUUCAAGCUGACCAGUGUGGGUUCAUCCAAUAUGAAGCACUUUAUCCUCUCACUGGAAAUGCCAAACAAAGUGCAAUGUGUUUCCCAAGCAGGGAGUGAGGAAAAUUAUUCAUGAGAAAAGGAGCAAGUAAAUAGUAUCCUGCUGCAUAAAAUUAGGUUAUUUUUUGUAAUAUUCUCAGAUCUCCUCUCCAAAAUACUGGAAACCUUCUGAGAACUAAACAACUCAACACUGACAUCUGCAGGUGAGUCAUCUGCAGAGGACGUCAGCCAGGGGGAGCAUACACCCGGGAACUAAAUUGAUCAGAAAGAUUGACCCAUGAGGCUAACCAUAAAAAAUGUCCAAUUUGACAGAAUAAAAGGACCUGUUUAAAGUGAUGCAGAUCUGUCCACCAACGCUUCAGUCUGUUUAACAGAAUGACCUUGGUCCACAUUCACUAAAAUAUCAUCAGUGACUUUAAGACGUGUGCUAUGAUUCCAAACCAGACUGAAACUUUUCAAAGAUACUAUUGUUUUUCAUGGCAACAAGAAGCUGCUGAGAUCUUGAGAACUUUAGAAAUAAAAGGCAGGUUUUAAAUUGGGUGGUAAUUAUCUAAGAAGAUGAGAUCCAGCUCACGUUCCUUUGGGAUGCGUCAGACAUGUUUUAAAGUACUCAUGCAGUAGAGAGCGAGCUGUUACAUGGAUGCCCUCAUGGGACAUGAUUUCAUGAGUUCAGGCAGAGUGACAGGGAAAGAUGAAGGGUCUCUGUGGGUGGUGAACAUUUAAAAGGCAGGGUUGACAGUGACACAUAUUGUCAUACUGACUCCAGCUUUACAGUGAUGGACAAUAAACACUUUUCACCAUCAGCAUCAGAGGCUGGUCUCAUUAACCGAUCAGCAGCCUUCGAUGGAGAUCUGGGGUUAUGCUGAUGGGCAGAAAUACAUUACUACAAACAGUGUGUUCUUGAACCUCUUUCAGUCUUUGAUUGAACCAUGCUGUACUCCAUUAUAUUUGGAAUACAGCUAUAGGAUUUUUCUGUAAAUGCAUGAGACCUAGAAAAAUUUAUAGCUCAAAAACUACUACAGUUAUGAUUUCUUUAAGUUUUGCCCUCUGAGUUAGAUUUCAGUAUUUUACAGAUUUGGAUGUGAAUUCUGAACGGCACCAACCGCUUAGUUUUCUUUUGUCCUGAACAUCCAAGUUCCCAGGGCACUUUUGUGACAGGAAAAGACUUCAGGAACAAAGUCGGAGGUACACUGGAGCACACAGAUUUCACAGACUUUGAUGAGAAGACGUUUCCAUCUUGACUCACGUGGCGCUCAAAUUUAUUCUCAUGAAAGUUCCUGAAAUUGUUCCUGUCACACAGUGAGAGAUCAUUAAGAUAGUUGCUGAGUGAAAAUUCAUAUCCCCACUAGUUUUCACUGCCUCGCGACCAAAACGUGGUUCUGUAUAGUAGUAAUGUAGCUCAUUCACAUCUUGGAGUUAUUUGGUCCUGCCUUAAAGUGCAACAGAUCGUGUUAUAUACAGCUUCAGAGCUGAAAAUAUACUCUAUGGGUUAUUUUGACUGUAGAUUUUCCCAAGGAUUAUUUUAAUUUCCUUGAAAUUUGGAUGUUGGAUGUUUAAGAGAAAUUUCGACCCAAUCCAAUGAAAAUAAUUGAUCGCCAAACGCGAGCAUUCUUAAUACAGCAUUAAGAAGAGCCGUGUAAUAAGUGAUCAUAAACUACUGUGCAGAGGCUCUUCACCUCACUAGACAAUCCAGGAAUAUUGACAUGACUGUGUGCCGUGUGGCUUUGGUUAUGGAGCCUUUUCUUAUGUUAUGUCUGUUGUUUGAAACACUGUUAAUGUUACGCGCAGGGGAAUGUGGAGUACUGUUGAGAUCUGCAUUUUCUUUAACUGUGAACAGAACAUUUCUCCUCAAUAAAAAUGGUCAUUUCAAGCUC
Acanthopagrus latus (yellowfin seabream) is the source of this 3931-nucleotide messenger RNA. It is a transcript of the gene tcaim, whose product is annotated as T cell activation inhibitor, mitochondrial. Lineage: Eukaryota; Metazoa; Chordata; Actinopteri; Spariformes; Sparidae. The record is from RefSeq and is a predicted model, not a curated record. Gene Ontology annotation, cellular component: mitochondrion. The transcript is spliced from 12 exons. Bases 223 to 1833 code for a protein of 536 amino acids.